This is a messenger RNA of Aquila chrysaetos chrysaetos, 2912 nucleotides long. Its product is annotated as thaicobrin-like. Gene Ontology annotation, molecular function: protein binding. Lineage: Eukaryota; Metazoa; Chordata; Aves; Accipitriformes; Accipitridae. The transcript is spliced from 3 exons. The record is from RefSeq and is a predicted model, not a curated record. The coding region runs from base 374 to 952 and encodes 192 amino acids.
AGAGGGAACUCCCAAAUUCAAGUGUUAGAUGAGGUCACACGCCCGCCAGCAGCUUCAGGGCAUGGGAGACUGUUGCCAAGAGGAGGGAAGGUGGCAGCUCCAGUGGUGUGAUCCCCCCAGAGAGGCGAAGGUGCUGGACUCCCAGCUGUGCUCUCCAGACCACUCCAGCCCCUCUGGACUUUGAUCUGUGCACUCGAACAAGCUGGAAACGCUUUGCAAGCCCAGUCCAGCCAUGAGCUGCUGAGGAGAUCAGGGGAGUGGAGAGCAGUCUGAAGACCUUCAGACCCAUCCAAAACCUCCUUUCCUGGAGCCAGCCUGCAGGGAAUCCUGCCUCCCCAUCUGUUGAUUUUCUGCAGAUGUGCUGGUAUCCAGGAUGGAGAGAGAAGAGAGUGAGACCCUGGCCAAUGAGGUGGAGGAGAUGAGUGGAAGAGCCGACGUGACCCUGGACCCAGACACCGCCAACCCCUUCCUCAUCCUGGCUGGCGACCAGCGAGGCGUGGGACGGGGGGAUGAGUGGACUUCGCUGCCCAACAACCCCGAGCGGUUCGACACGGAGCCGUGUGUGCUGGGCAGCCAGGGCUUCACCGCAGGGAGGCACUGCUGGGAGGUGGAGGUGGCCAAGGCGGGGGACUGGUGGGCUGUGGGGGUGGCCCAGGAGUCUGUCAGGAGGAAAGGGGUCCUCAGUUUUACCCCCCAGGAGGGGAUCUGGGCCGUGGGGCAGUGGUUUGGACAAUACCAUGCUUUCACUGAUCCUGACUGGACCCCCCUGCACCUUGCCUGCCUCCCCAGGGCCAUCCAGGUCUGCCUGGACUUCACAGACGGGCAGGUGGCAUUUGCCGAUGCUGAAAACAAAGCCCAAAUCUUUGCUUUCUGCCUGGCUUCAUGUCCUGGGGAGAGGCUAUGCCCAUGGCUCUGGGUGGGGAUGGACUCAUGGCUCAAGCUGUGUCCCUGACGUGGAGGGAGCGUGGGUGGCAGGAGGGGAGACUGGAAAGGUGAACACCAUCAUCUUGGGGCUUGCUGCUGGGAACUGGGAGGGUCCUGCGUCCUGCCAGCUUCUCCUCACGUGGUUCCUCUGGCCACCAAGUGGGAGGACUGUCAGGUCUUGGAGAUAGACACCACCAAAGAGGCUCCUUCAUCCCCACCACCUCAGCUGGCACUGCAGAGACAACGGGGAGCACAGAGAUUCAGUGCAUGGAGGAGCUUGGUGCCUGGUGGCCCGAAGGUAGAGGAGUGGCACUGAGUGUCGGGGCAUUGCAGAGCUGCUCUGUACGAGGCCAUGAAAAAUACAGCAUGUUCAAACUCUUUAAAAGGUGCUGGAGUAGUGUCUCUGGCUUUUUUUAAUUAAGCUUAAUGAUCAAGUUAAAAAAACCAAAACCCUGAACAUAGCUGGAUGCUGGAGCUCACAAUAACACUUAUCUUCUCCAUACAUCCAAAGUCUCUCCUUGCCUUAUUUCCAGUUCUCACUGACAUGUGCAUUAAGCACAUUUCUUACAGCAGAGCACUAGUAAAAGCUAUAGGGACAGCCAAGGAAGGUAAGCAAGAAACUGAGAAGGGUCUGAAGUCCACGGGCGAGGCAAUGCCCACAGACCUGCCAUUCUCUGAUCUCCCCCCAUCAAGGUGUCCUUUUCCUCACAUAAAAUAGACUAGACGAAUAGUUCGGGAGGAAGGAAACUACAAUGAUCAUCUAGUCCAACUGCCUGACCACUUCAGGGCUGACCAAAAGUUAAAACUUGUUAUUAAGGGAAUUGUCCAAACGCCUCUCAAACACUGACAGGCAUGGGGCAUCGACCACCUCUCGAGGAAGCCUGUUCCAGUGUUUGACCAGCCUCUCAGUAAAGAAAUGCUCCCUAAUGUCAGGUCUGAACCUCCCCGGAUGCAGCUUUCAACCAUUCCCAGGUGUCCGGUCCCUGGAUCCCAGGGAGAAGAGACCAGCACCUCCCUCUCCAUGUCCCCUCCUCAGGAAGCCACAGAGAGCAACGAGGUCACUUCUCAGCUUCCUUUUCUCCAAAUGAGACGAACCCAGAGUGCUCAGCUGCUCCUCAGAGGACAUGCCUUCCUGCUGUAGAUCAGCUCCAGAGAACUGGGAUUUUGGGGAAAUGACGUUCAAAGGACAUGCUAGACCUGGAAAUGGUGUGUGGGGGUCCCCACUCCCAGGGACCUUGCUUUGUCCUCUCCUGCUCUUAGCAGAAGAAAAGGUGAACGUAGGCAAAGGGGAACAUUGCCUGGGUCCAGUCUAGAUUUCUUCUCCAGCCAUAUUGCUGGCUGGACCCUACUCAGCUGGGCACAGGCAACAGCGCUUGUCUCCUCCAGUAGCUGGAAAGAGUCGCAGCACUGGGUCAGGCACAGAUAUCCUGCCCUGGUACUAGGGGAUGGGCUCACCAACCUCUCCGCCACGGUAUGGGGACAAGUGACAUCCCAUCGCACCUAGACUCUGCACAUCUGUGAGACCAGCAAUCCAGCAAAGCAACCCAGGGGACCAUCCAAGGAGCUAAUCCCAAAAGCAGGGGCAACUCAUGCUCUUGGCAGAGCACAGAAGAGGGGCAAAUCCUGGUAGGAAUGGACAAGGUCUCCAAAUGGCUGCCUACAUCUUGGUACCAGCACGUCCUCAGCUCCCGGUGCCAAAGCUGACGUCGUACCCACGCAGGAGGAGGGGGAGCUUACCCCUGCUGGGGCCGUGGCUCUGCAUUUACACGAGCACACUGGGAGAAAGGCAAGAUCCCACAGCUGAAGCACAAAAGCAGCUGGGUACGGGUCUGUGAAGAACUGGAAUCAAACCCAGCAGGUCACCGUGGGCUUCUGGGCACAGAGCAAAAAGAAGGGGUGGGCUUCACCCUUAAGCAAGUUAUGGCUUUCACAGAUGCUUUUUCACAACCUUCCUUUUCCAGAGGUUGUAUUAAACAUCCUAGGCAGAA